AUGAGUGAUAAUGAUGAUUCUGGCGCAAUAAAAGGAAUCGCUAGUUUUCAACGACGAUCAGUUAGUGUUGGAGAUUCUCCACUACAAAUGAUUGAAGCUACUGAACUUGAAACUAUUGUUGAUGAUCCAAUAACAGACUAUAGUCAAUAUAUAAUAAAAUGUGAAGGUGAUGGUUAUAUGUGUUCUCCGUUACCACAAUGUAGCAAUCGACCGCUAGCAAGAACAUACUGUUAA
Messenger RNA from Adineta steineri, 234 nucleotides. The record is from the annotation of a GenBank genome assembly. NCBI's taxonomy places the organism in Eukaryota, Metazoa, Rotifera, Eurotatoria, Adinetida, Adinetidae.